Messenger RNA from Saccharomyces paradoxus, 528 nucleotides. RefSeq names its product Sdc1p (gene SDC1). The record is from RefSeq and is a predicted model, not a curated record. Bases 1 to 528 code for a protein of 175 amino acids. Lineage: Eukaryota; Fungi; Ascomycota; Saccharomycetes; Saccharomycetales; Saccharomycetaceae. The transcript has a single exon.
AUGAACGGAAACGAGAAUAGUCCUCGAUAUAAUGAAACUACGGUUCCUACAGUGGGGGAUUCUUCGAGUGAUACUGAUAUUCAAGUAGGACAAAAUCGAGGUGUAGACACUAAGAACUACGAUAAACAUGAUAAUAAAGCUUUCGAUAUGAGUAGUAAUCACAAUGGUAACUCUGAUAACUUACAAAUCGACAAUGCAUCAUCUUCUGCAACGAGGGAUUUGAAAAACGUCAAAAGUGUUAACAACCAAAAUAUAAAACUAGAAGAAUCUAGUAACACAAAUUCAGUCAUAGAAGACUCAUCUGAACCUAAAAUAUCUAAAUUAGAAAAUGUGGACCUUGCAACCACGGUAGGUGGUUCACAAACUAGAAAAUACCUGAAUGCAAAUGUGACGCCGCAUUUAUUAGCGGGCAUGAGGCUCAUAGCCGUACAGCAACCAGAUGAUCCGUUACGUGUUUUAGGUGAAUAUCUAAUCGAGCAAAGCAACAUACUGAAAAGUGGAGAAAACGAGAGUAAUGCUAGUAUAUGA